UUAAAAUACCCUUUCUUAAAAAUGUUCCAAGAAAAAAAAAGCAAAACAGUUCUAUAAUUACAAAGAUUCUUUAAGAACUAAAUGAGGAAACCAUAUACCACGACGUCGUUCUCGCUGUUACCUUAAAUCUUGCACAAAACCCUGUUGAAAGAUCCAUCACAUACAGUAGAAAAAUCGAAACUUUGGCUGCAUAUAUGGGUUUAAGAAGAAAAAAACAAAGUGGGGUUUUUCUGUAGAACGUCAAAACAGUUUUAAGUUUAAAUAUGAGUAGCAGUAGUUUAAUAGGAGGAAAAGUAUGUGAAGAAUUCUCACCAGGGUAUUAUGGAAUUUGUACAAUUGGAGGUAUGCUUAGUGCUGGCACUACUCAUCUUGCUAUCACCCCUCUUGAUGUUCUCAAAGUUAAUAUGCAGGUGCACCCUAUCAAGUAUAGUAGCAUUUCCACAUGCUUUACGACUUUAUUGAGAGAACAAGGUCCAUCGGCCUUUUGGCGAGGAUGGGCUGGGAAAUUUUUUGGCUAUGGUGUUCAAGGUGCUUGUAGAUUUGGUCUAUAUGAAUAUUUUAAGAAAGUGUACUCGAAUUUACUGGUGGAUCAGAACAAGAGUUUGGUAUUUUUCGCCAGCAGCGCAUCAGCUGAAGUAAUUGCUAAUGUGGCUCUCUGCCCAUUUGAGGCCAUUAAAGUUCGCGUGCAAGCUCAGCCUCGUUUCGCCAAAGGCCUCACUGAUGGAUUUCCGAGAAUAUAUGCAUCAGAAGGCAUCCAUGGGUUAUACAGAGGGCUUAUUCCUCUACUGGGUCGUAAUCUACCAUUCUCAAUAGUUAUGUUCUCAACCUUUGAGCAUACAGCGAAUUUUCUUUAUCGAAAUAUAAUCCAGAAAAGGAAGGAAGAGUGUUCAAGAGCUCAGCAGCUUGGCGUAACUUGUUUAGCUGGAUAUGCUGCUGGAUCUAUUGGUAGUAUUAUUUCGAACCCUGCUGACAACAUCGUGGCUUCUCUUAACAACAAGAAGGCCAGUAGCGUAAAGCUGGCUGUGAAGAAAAUUGGGUUUCUUAAUUUGUUUACAAGAAGUCUUCCUAUUAGGAUAAUGCUAGUUGGACCAGUUGUGACUUUGCAGUGGUUGUUCUACGACACCAUUAAAAUAUUCAGUGGAUUGCCAACCAGUGGACAUGUCACCAAAGAUAUAGAGGAAGAUAAAAUGGCUGAACGUCAUUCAAGAUGAAGGCUUCUAUUGAUGCACGGCAUAUGCAUCAGUGUAUGGCUAUAAUCAGCAUGCUAAGAUUCGUGCAAAUGAACAGCUGCUUGGUCAACUGAUUUAAUAAAUAAGAUGAACGAGCUAUCCUCCAACUGUUUUUGGGAAAUGCUUGAUCAUUUACCAGCAAUUUAAUCGACAUACACUAACCCAUUUUUAUCAGCAAUUUGCUUUAUUGCUGGCUGGUCCUUAGAGUAUGAGACAGACUCUUUUGAGCUACCUCAAGAAGAUGAACCAUUUUUGUGGAUAGAGGAGACAGGUUCCCUCUUUCGUACACUAACUUGUAUAGUUUGCAGAAUUUGUCUCUGUUGCCCGGAUCAUAGUUCUGGUCAUUGGGUUUGUGAACUUCUCUGAUACCAACAAAGACGUUGUUUACUGUUUUUGAGAUGUUACAACAUCUGAGAAAUAAUGAUUUCCCAAUCUCUCAUGUCUGAACCACAAUUUUGAUAAAUAGCAGCUCCAGUAAAGGGAAGCAUAAUGAGCUCUGGUCUGAUUUGUUUGAUUUCCAAGAACACACUGUGCUCAAAUGGUGACCUUAUUGUCUAUUUAGUUAUUUAAAGUUUCAAGUCAUUUUGUGAAGAUUGUAUACUUGAAUGUACAAGAAGGCUUUUUGUCUCUCUCUUCCAUGUUAGAAUUUGGAACAUAUUGACUCAUUAUGAUCUUCUAUGAUCAGUUACAAUUUGAAUAAAAGAAAAUGAUCUUGUAGA
This is a messenger RNA of Nicotiana attenuata, 1948 nucleotides long. Its product is annotated as mitochondrial phosphate carrier protein 1, mitochondrial-like. NCBI's taxonomy places the organism in Eukaryota, Viridiplantae, Streptophyta, Magnoliopsida, Solanales, Solanaceae. The transcript has 6 exons. The coding region runs from base 264 to 1211 and encodes 315 amino acids. Gene Ontology annotation, molecular function: phosphate transmembrane transporter activity. Gene Ontology annotation, cellular component: mitochondrial inner membrane. Gene Ontology annotation, biological process: mitochondrial phosphate ion transmembrane transport. The record is from RefSeq and is a predicted model, not a curated record.